CUUCCUAAAAGUGACACAUAAAUAUUAUGAAAACCAAUCAAAUCGAGUGUUGAAUAAUGAGCACCGUGAGUCUCUGCAGCCACAGUUGUGGAUCUUAAUGACGAGGCAGAGGGUGUGUUUUUAACAACCGUGGCUGAGUUAACACCAUCCUCCACCACAGCACACGUCACACAAUAGGGUUCACCCUGCUAUAAAAUGUGGGGAUGCGAGCAUGCAGCAUGAAGUCUUCCACCCUCUCUCACACCUCCCUCCCAAAUUCACCGUCUCUGGACAUGAGGAUCUCUCAGAGAGGACGUGACUGAGUGGACGCUGACAUCUCCUUGGUGACACACCGACUUCGAGGUUACGACAUUUCCACGCUCUCUAAGCCAAAACAAACAGAUCAUCUCCUCACCAUGACCAGGAAGGUGUUCACCAACACAAGGGAGCGCUGGCGCCAGCACAACGUCAACACGGCUUUUGCGGAGCUGCGUAAACUCAUCCCCACUCAUCCUCCUGAGAAGAAGCUGAGCAAGAACGAGAUCCUCAGGUUGGCCAUGCGCUACAUCAACUUCCUGGUGCAGCUGCUGGAGAGCCAGGGAGGUCAACCGGCCGGACACUCUUCCACCGCUCUGCUCAACUUGCUCAAAGGCAACAUGGAGCGACUGCAGUCUCCUGCACACACGUGGAUCAGUGACACUGAGGUUCCUUCACCGGGGUCCAGCUCUGACAGCACCGAGGCCUGGUAGAAAUAAAAUAAAAUAAACUGUUGUUUUAGUUUGACAUAAAAAAAAGACAAACUCUGAAUGGAUCCUAACUUCCUGGUUCUGAAACUAUCCUUGUCCUGUCACCUGUGUGACUCAGAGCAGAAGACGUGUGAUUUCCGUGGACCCUCAUGCAGCUGCAUCCACUCUGAUCUGUGUUAAGUUAUAAUUAGCAGCAUGAUGUGUAAAACCUGGAUAAACUCUGUUCCCUGUAAUGUCAUCAUGUUAGCGUACCUCACUGCCAUCCUGCCUGAAACUCCUUUAUUUUUGGGGCAUGGUGGGAUGUUUUGCCAAAUGAGGAAAUAGGGAGGAUUUUCUCUACUAAAGCAUUAGAUUCUGUGAGACAUGAGAGGAGAUAAAGGCUCAGCCUGUUCUCACAAAGCCAGUAGCACUUUUUAUUUAACUCGACAUGCUUUGUUUCUUCGUCUGAACUGUUCACUAACAACGAUUUUCAAAGGAAGUUUCUCAUCAUUUAAAAAAAUGCAAUAUCUUGGAUUGGAUUCCUGAGUUUGAGGGGGGAAAAAAACUGACAAUCCAUUUCUAAAAAAAAUUUAAACCUCACCAAGCAUCUUCUGUUGUUGUCUGUAAAGAAGGCAUGUCACAUGGCCAAAGAAGAAAGAACUGAUUGUCUACUGUGAAGUGUGUGUGUGCAUGAUCCUCUAAUACCUCUUUUGUAAGUUAUUUUUUUUAAUACAGUAUGGUAUUUAUUUCAACUAUUUAUUCAAUAAAGGAUUUGUUUAUAAAAUAGAUUUGUUUUAAUUUCUUGAAUUUAUUUAUUCCAAUCAUUG
Messenger RNA from Cynoglossus semilaevis (tongue sole), 1531 nucleotides. RefSeq names its product T-cell acute lymphocytic leukemia 2 (gene tal2). Gene Ontology annotation, biological process: regulation of transcription by RNA polymerase II. The record is from RefSeq and is a predicted model, not a curated record. Gene Ontology annotation, molecular function: DNA-binding transcription factor activity, RNA polymerase II-specific; RNA polymerase II cis-regulatory region sequence-specific DNA binding; protein dimerization activity. The transcript is spliced from 2 exons. Lineage: Eukaryota; Metazoa; Chordata; Actinopteri; Pleuronectiformes; Cynoglossidae. Bases 396 to 728 code for a protein of 110 amino acids.